AUGCCAUAUCCUAAGAUUUGUAAAUUGAGCCGUUCGAGUGCAACGGUUGAUGGUGGCGUGAAAAUGAUUUUGCUAUGUAAAAAAAUAGAAAAAGAAGAUAUACAAAUAAGAUUUUUUGAGGAGAGAAAUGGACAACUAUUCUGGGAAGGAUACGGCGAUUUUGAACCGACGGAUGUACAUGAACAAACUGCAAUAGCGUUCACAACGCCUCGAUAUUAUACACAAGAAGUGGUAGAGCCGGUGCAGGUGUAUAUUCAACUUAGAAGGCCAUCGGACAGUGCUAUGAGCGAACCUCUACCGUUUUCAUUGUUACCAAAUAUGGUUAUUUCAUGGACCGAAGGGCCAUUAGUCGCACAACAGGAAAGUAACUUAUCUCGUAAUGAAUUUAACAGUAACGAAAACGCGAAAAGAUCGAACUUUAUGAUUUCUGUAAUAAGAUUUUUUGCGUGCUGUAAACGAUUUGUGUUGAGAUAUAUACGUAUCAAUUUGAUACGUUCGAUGCUCGUUUUUUUCCCAAAUAGCAGACUGAUGUCGAAAGGCGACAUAGAGACGUCUAUAUAUGGUCAUUUUUUG
Wasmannia auropunctata (little fire ant) is the source of this 573-nucleotide messenger RNA. Its product is annotated as embryonic polarity protein dorsal-like. Lineage: Eukaryota; Metazoa; Arthropoda; Insecta; Hymenoptera; Formicidae. The annotation marks the transcript as partial. The transcript has 2 exons. Gene Ontology annotation, molecular function: DNA-binding transcription factor activity. Gene Ontology annotation, biological process: cellular response to stress; canonical NF-kappaB signal transduction; inflammatory response. The record is from RefSeq and is a predicted model, not a curated record. Gene Ontology annotation, cellular component: cytoplasm.